AUUGCACGAUUUUAUCCAAUAAAGACGUACCUUGUAAAAGGUGGCAAACGCUAAAUCCAACGGAUCAACGGCCAACCCAAUGAAACAUCGUUACGAUGGCGCUUAUCAGAGUAUGCUCGACUUCCCGAAAUUUUAGAAUUUGAUUAAGCCUCUCUGCUCUGAAAUCCCCUAUUCCUAUUCUAGGGUUUCCUCCUCAGCUUCUGGUUCAUUAGCAUCUCAAGGUUGUUACCGUACAAACCAAGGUCCACAUUGGAUACUCAAUUGCUGGCUUGGGGUUCAUUAUCUCUAGAGCUAGUGGGAGCUUUAGAUCUUUUUCUAUCUUUUGUAUCUCAAAGAGAUUUACUAACAGGUUUUUGAGAUGAGCCUGGAUCGGGGCCGAAGCCCACCACGGGCGAAGAGGUUUCGAAGCAGUGAACGUGCAUCUUACCGUGAUGCUCCUUACCCAAGGGAUCGCCGUAUUAACCGGCAAGAUUAUCUGUGCAACAAGUGUAAACGACCUGGACAUUUUGCUAGAGAUUGUCCAAAUAUGACUGUAUGUAACAACUGCGGACUUCCUGGCCACAUUGCUGCUGAAUGCAACUCAUCAACCAUGUGUUGGAACUGUAAGGAGCCUGGACAUCUUGCGAACCAAUGCCCCAAUGAUCCAGUUUGCCAUAUGUGUGGCAAGGUGGGUCACCUUGCUCGUGAUUGCAUGAAUCCCGGUCUCCCAACUCACGAUGCAAGGCUCUGCAACAACUGCUACAAGCCAGGACACAUUGCUGCUGAUUGGUCCAAUGAGAAGGCCUGCAACAAUUGCCGUAAAACCGGUCACCUUGCUCGUGAGUGUCCCAAUGAACCUGUUUGCAACACCUGCAACAUAUCAGGUCACGUGGCCCGUCAGUGCCCCAAGUCAAGUCUGGCAUCUGAGAUGGGAGGUCCUUUUCGUGAUAUCGUCUGCCGUAGUUGUGGCGAGCUCGGCCAUAUCAGCCGUGACUGCGUUCCUAUUGUCAUCUGCAUCAACUGUGGUGGAAGGGGCCACCAAGCCUAUGAGUGCCCUUCUGCUCGAAUGUUUGACCGUGGCCUACUUAGGUAUUGACCGGACUGGGAUCCGUUGUGAUUAUGAAUUUACUGAUUAGAGCAAUAUGGGUCACCUCACUUUUGAGUUUUGAUUUAUCGAAGACUCUCGAGCACUCCUUUUCUAGUUUCUGUAGCAAUUUCUCGUAAUGAAACUAAUCAUGUCAGAGAUGAUUUUCGUUUUGGGUACUUAAACCCGUUCAGCAGUUGCCGGGACCGUCUUCCAAGCUUCACUGGAUUUGGAGUAGGCAACGAUUUGGCCAAGUCUGUGGUGGAUUGGCAAGACAUGGGUUCUCUCUCAUGUAGAAUUUCAUAUCAUGGUUAGCUUUUUUGUUGAGGCACCAGAGAGGGGAGAGGAUAUAAUAAUGGUGUUGAUAAUGUUAUCUGACAAUUAUGUUGUCAUACAUUUCAAAAAAACUUAAAAAAAAAAAUUAAAUGGUGUGACAGUUAAAUAUAACAUUAAAUCUUAAUUAUGAAAUGAUCUCAAUGAGCAUCCUUUCCCCCAGUGAAGCUAGUGCUUGCUCUACAUCUCUAGGCCCAUGGUAAUUUUGUGGGGAUCCGGAUUCUUGUCAGGAUUGAAUUAUAAGGUGCAAUUCGA
This is a messenger RNA of Corylus avellana, 1651 nucleotides long. RefSeq lists its product as uncharacterized. The record is from RefSeq and is a predicted model, not a curated record. Gene Ontology annotation, molecular function: zinc ion binding; nucleic acid binding. Lineage: Eukaryota; Viridiplantae; Streptophyta; Magnoliopsida; Fagales; Betulaceae.